Messenger RNA from Mizuhopecten yessoensis (Yesso scallop), 3476 nucleotides. Its product is annotated as polyadenylate-binding protein 4-like. Gene Ontology annotation, cellular component: ribonucleoprotein complex; cytoplasmic stress granule; cytosol. NCBI's taxonomy places the organism in Eukaryota, Metazoa, Mollusca, Bivalvia, Pectinida, Pectinidae. Gene Ontology annotation, molecular function: mRNA 3'-UTR binding; poly(U) RNA binding; poly(A) binding. Bases 312 to 2252 code for a protein of 646 amino acids. The transcript has 11 exons. The record is from RefSeq and is a predicted model, not a curated record.
CAGUGGCUCCCUCUGACAUCCCUCUUCUCAAAUCGUGAAGUCGGUGAUAGGUGUGUGAGGACUUUAUCCGAAGCACAACACCGAAAACUGUAUAUUUUAAGUUUAAUACCCAAUUGAAAAAACACAAAAAAAUCUGAAAAACUUAAAAACUACAAAAAAAUCGUGGAACGGUAGGUUUUUGUUGUAAGAAUAUUCCGUUUUCAGCACAUUUGAGAUCAGCAACAGUUGGUGGACGCCAUUUUACUCACUGAAACAUCGUCAGAAGAAAAAGAAUCGAACACUUGUAGAACGUCAUAAAGAUACCAGCAAAGAUGGCAAUGAAUCCAGCAGGUCCCAGUUACCCUAUGGCGUCCCUGUAUGUGGGCGAUCUUCAGGCAGACAUUACCGAAGCUAUGUUAUUCGAGAAAUUCUCGACGGCUGGUCCAGUGUUGAGCAUUCGUGUGUGUCGAGACAUGAUAACCAGACGAUCGCUUGGUUAUGCCUACGUCAACUUCCAACAACCAGCAGAUGCUGAGAGAGCACUUGACACAAUGAACUUUGACACCAUCAAAGGUCGACCAAUCAGAAUAAUGUGGUCCCAGAGAGAUCCCUCAUUGAGAAAAUCCGGUGUUGGAAACGUGUUCAUCAAGAACCUGGACAAGAGUAUUGACAACAAAGCUCUGUAUGACACAUUCUCCGCUUUUGGAAACAUCCUGUCUUGUAAGAUUGUGACAGACGAGAAUGGCUCCCGUGGUUAUGGAUUUGUCCAUUUUGAGACUGAGGAAGCUGCCAGAAAUGCUAUUGACAAAGUAAACGGCAUGUUGCUCAAUGGCAAGAAAGUAUUUGUAGGUAAAUUCAUGAACCGCCGUGAGCGUCUGGAGCAACUUGGUGACAAGAUGAAGCGAUUCAACAAUGUCUAUGUCAAGAACUUUGGAGACGAACUUGAUGAUGAGAAACUGCGAGACAUGUUUGAACCGUAUGGAAAAAUCAUCAGUGCAAAGGUGAUGAGUGAGGAAGGACCCAACAUGAAGCCAAGGGGAUUCGGUUUUGUCAGUUAUGAAGAUCCUGAGUCUGCAGAGAAGGCUGUUGAUGAACUGAAUGGCUUGGACAUCAAUGGUAAGACAUUGUAUGCUGGUCGUGCUCAGAAAAAGGCAGAAAGGCAGGCUGAACUCAAGGACAAAUUUGAGAAAAUCCGUAUGGAGAGAAUCAACAGAUACCAGGGUGUCAACCUCUAUGUUAAGAACUUGGAUGACAACAUUGAUGAUGAGCGUCUUCGUAAGGAGUUCUCACAAUUCGGUACCAUUACAAGUGCCAGGGUGAUGUCAGAGCAAGGUCGCACCAAGGGGUUCGGAUUUGUGUGCUUCAGUUCACCAGAGGAGGCCACCAAGGCUGUCACAGAAAUGAAUGGCCGUAUUGUGGUAGCCAAGCCCCUGUAUGUGGCUCUUGCCCAGCGCAAGGAGGACAGGAAGGCCCAUCUAGCGUCCCAGUACAUGCAGCGUAUUGCAAGCAUGAGGAUGCAGGGCCAGCAGAUGGGACAGAUUGGCCAGAUGAAUCAGAUGUUCCAGCCCGGUGGAAAUGCCGGCUACUUUGUACCACAAAUGCCACAGACCCAGAGGAGCUUCUUUGCACCACAGCAGAUGCCACAGAUGCGUGCAAGUCCAAGGUGGCAGACUGUCCGUCAACCAAACCCAACUGGAGGCUUCCAGACAAUGCCAGCUGGGCCACAGAUGCGUCAAUCACGACCAACAGGCCCAGCAGCGGUACGCAAUAGUCUGAAUGCUCGUCCAAUCACGGGCCAGACAGGCGCACCACAACCCAGGAUGGCCAUGAACCAACAGCCCAUGCCAGGUCGUGCCCCACCAAAUGUGGGGGCACCAAGCGUCCAGCCACAGGCUAACAGAAGUGCUUACAAGUUCACUACACAGAUGCGCAACCCACCCCAGGCAGUCCAGCCCAACCAGCCCAUGCAACAGCAGCCCCAGCAGGCCGUGCUCGUCCAGGGCCAGGAACCUUUGACAGCAUCCAUGUUGGCAGCAGCCCCACCCCAGGAGCAGAAACAGAUGCUGGGAGAACGUCUGUUCCCCCUUAUCCAGAGAAUGUACCCCGACUUGGCUGGCAAGAUCACAGGAAUGUUGCUGGAAAUAGACAACUCCGAAUUGCUUCACAUGCUGGAGUCCCAUGAAUCCCUCGAGGCUAAGGUGAAGGAAGCUGUUGCUGUACUGCAGGCUCACCAGGCCAAGGAGACAACUGGUGGCAAACCUGGCUCUGACUAGGGCACAGUGCCCGUCCACCACUCCCCUUCCUCACCACAGCCAGCCUACUAACCAGCGGUCAACCAUUACAUCUACCUAGGAUCUAUCAAAAGUUUACUUCAUUGAAACCUAUAUCAUGGAUUCCAGUCGCCCGGCAUUGCUGCAUGUGUCGAUCAGUCGAGCCUGUUUGACUGACAUCCUGUGUCGAAAUUCCGCUUUCAUUCUGUUUAAGUGAUCAACACGAACAUUUGCAUGACAGAUAUUUUGUUGGAAUUUGUCUGUUUUGACAUAAAAUUUGUUAUGUUAUCAUGGAUUACUUAUCAAAACUGUUCACAUGCCUCUGGUACAGGCUUAUUUGUACAUAUCAUUCAAGCAUUGCAUUUACAUCUUUCAAUGCUUGACGUGUAGCCUGUUUUUAAGAAAUCUACAAAAAGAUGGAUAAUUUAAAGUGACUUCUGCUGAUAUAUUUUAAUGUUUUGUUUCAUGUUGAUUAUUAUGUACAAGUCUGGGCUAUUCUGAUGCUGUCCAGUAAAGGAAGACCUCUUUUCUCUGUAAAAACCACUUGGCUGUAUCAAAUAUGUCAUCCACCAUUCUACUGUGACAGAAGACAAACUUGUCCAGCAAAGCCAUUGCUAAGUGAACCAUUGUAUAAUUUUGUGAAAAUGUUUGUAGAUAUUUGUGGCUAGGUGAUUUGGUUUAAUACUGUAGGUGUACAAAUGUUGAUGAAGGUGGAGGGGUGACUCACGAUUUGUUAUAUCUUGAAGCGGUUGAGGUGUUGGGGUUGGUAUCGGUUUUGGCCAUCUUUAAACUAACCAAAUACCAAAUAAUCCAUCUCCAACACAACUGACAAGCUUCUAACAGAAAGAAAAAAACUUGAAAAAAAUCGCAAAAACUUGUAAAAAAUUCACAUAAAGAAAAUGGAUUAUUAACUUUAUCUUAUAAUAUUUUUUUUAAAGAAAACCUAAAAAAAAAAAGCAAUAUAUAUAUAGCAUAUAUGUAUGAAAAAAUGAACAAAAAAAUUGAAAAACAUGUGAUAAAAACCUAUAUCCAUAAACAUGUUGUAACCCUUGUUAUUUUAGAGCUAGCUUGACAUGAUGAAGAAGCACAAACACCUGUUACAAACUGACGAAAACUUAGAGAAGAGGGAACGUAUUUUAUGAGUAUGAGGGAUUUAGUUAAUAAUCCUUUUUAUACUGUUUUUUUUUUCAGAAAUUUUUAGUUCAAAUAAAACUUCCGUUUCAUUAA